AGCAGCCAGAGUAGUCUACUUCAACCUGUUCUCCCUAUCAUAAAAUAGUCACGGCCUAGUAAGCUUCUGUUUCUGGUAAACAACGAGACCAUUCUCGCGUUUCUUUGUCUUGUAAUCUGACGUGUUCUGUAGCGCAUGAAUUACGACAAAUAAAUUCGAUCCUACGAAAGACCGGCUACCAGUGUGUUCUUUAAGUGUUUUUCGUGAAUUUACUCUGAAAGCAGAAUCUAGUGUGAUAGUAUCUUCUGAUUUGCUGAAUCAUAAUGCAGUUACGUUGAAGCUACACGUGGAAGGGAAGUGAAUGUCUUUAAGCUGAUGUUAAGAAUCACAAGAUUCAGGCCUGUACCAAUGGCGACCCGAGGACCACGUGCGUUGAGUAUUUCGUUUUUACUAUCUGCCGUGUAAAGUGUAGAUGUGUGUCAGCGUAAAUUAUGCUAGAUACAUAAAUUCAGGUUGUGAAUACUGCAAUGGAGAGGGACUGGUUGGUGUUAUUGGAGUGAAUUUUGAACCCAAAUAUCCUGGAUGUACCUGUCAGAUGUCCUUAAACGGGGGAUCAGCAAUUCAUGCCAUACGUUAUCUUCGCGAGGGGAUGGACUUGUGGCCGCAGAGGACCUUUCAGACAUACAUCCAUCCAUCCCACUUUCCAACAAGCGUUUGUUUUGUGCCUUCGACUCGGUCUAGUCCUACCCUAAGGGCUAGUAGGGAUUGGAAGAAGCCUUCCCCAAACCUCAGAACAAGGGAACCUUCUUUCUCCAUCCUCGCUGCCAUGGUGCAUCGCCGGGGACGGGUUAAGGGCUGUCUCUGCCGGUGGAUGGACAAGUUGGAAGGCGCCCAGGAACUCGAUUAUCGCGCGUAUCCACUCCAUGUCCGGAGCCUGACGUGAACCCGUGGACAAUAUGUUG
Molecule: messenger RNA, 902 nt
Organism: Zootermopsis nevadensis
Lineage: Eukaryota; Metazoa; Arthropoda; Insecta; Blattodea; Termopsidae
Source: RefSeq, a predicted model, not a curated record